AUGGUUCCCUCCAGAUCGCUUUCAUCUCUUCUUGCCCUGCCGGCGCUUGCCUUCCUUUCGCUGUCAGCGAGCGCUUUGCCUCAUGCUCGGACGGCGUCAAGCACAGCUGUUCUCGAGCUCGCCGUUAGAAUGAACUCGUAUGGGAUGAAGAGCAUCGUGGCUGCAGAUCGAGCCCGAAUCGAAACUUUACAAGCUCGCGGCAGCCCUUCCGUCGAUACAACCAAUACUGGGGUGGCAUAUACCGCUAACAUUAGCGUUGGGUAUCCAGAAACGUACUACACAUUCCUGCUAGACACCGGAAGCUCAAAUACCUGGAUCGGGACUAACAAGGCUUACCAGAAGACUUCCUCAAGCUACGACACAGGCGGUACAUUCAAAGUUGGAUACGGCGAUGAGAAAAAUCCGAAAUACGCUUCUGGGAAGGAAUACCUAGACUACGUAACGCUCAACUCUGAUCUGAUCAUCUACAACCAGUCUAUUGGCGUCGCAUCUAGUGACCCAGGCCUAGGUGAUGUGGAUGGACUCCUUGGCCUUGGACCAGUUGAUUUAACACAGGGCACCGUCAGUAAUGCAAAUAAAGUUCCAACUGUGAUGGACAACCUCUAUGCGCAGGGGUACAUUGAUUCGGAAGUACUCGGAGUGUUCUUUGCACCUGCUUCCUCUGACGAUAGCACCGGCGAGCUCACAUUCGGCGGUUAUGACGCCUCCAAAAUUACUGGAGACAUCAAUUAUGUGUCGAUCACAUCAACAUCUCCAGCGAAUACAUAUUGGGGCAUUGAUCAAUCCAUCAGUUAUGGGUCUACGUCCAUUUUGAACCAGACAGCUGGUAUCGUCGAUACCGGGUCCACCCUCAUUCUCAUUGCCUCUGAUGCCUUUAGCACAUAUCAGUCUGCUACGGGGGGAACCCCUGAUGAGAGCACUGGCUUGUUAAAGAUCUCAUCUGAUCAGUACGACAAGCUCUCAUCCCUGUAUUUCACUACUGGUGGGGUUACUUAUGAGCUUACUCCAAACGCACAAAUCUGGCCUCGAUCGCUGAACACUGCCAUUAACGGUACCACCGACGGCAUAUACCUGAUCGUUGCUGACAACGGGAGUCCCUCUGGUUCUGGCUUGGAUUUUAUAAAUGGCUACUGUUUCCUCGAGCGGUUUUACUCAGUGUAUGACACGACGAACUCCCGAGUUGGGCUCGCCACCACUGAUUACACUUUUGCCACGACAAAUUAA
Molecule: messenger RNA, 1224 nt
Organism: Suillus subalutaceus
Lineage: Eukaryota; Fungi; Basidiomycota; Agaricomycetes; Boletales; Suillaceae
Product: acid protease
Exons: 5
Coding region: 1-1224 (407 amino acids)
Biological process (GO): proteolysis
Molecular function (GO): aspartic-type endopeptidase activity
Source: RefSeq, a predicted model, not a curated record